Babesia microti strain RI is the source of this 1071-nucleotide messenger RNA. Its product is annotated as conserved Plasmodium membrane protein, unknown function. The record is from RefSeq and is a predicted model, not a curated record. The coding region runs from base 1 to 1071 and encodes 356 amino acids. The transcript has 4 exons. Lineage: Eukaryota; Apicomplexa; Aconoidasida; Piroplasmida; Babesiidae.
AUGUUAUACAUAUUGAUCCUCACCCUCUUCUCGCUAGUGCGAAUCUCCCAUUGCAAUAUAAUGCUCACUGAGCCACACCCACCCAUAGACUUUCAUACUGUACCGCGUAGAAAUCUUAAAAUGCAAGGGCCCAAACUAGAUUCCUCUAUGGAAAGAGGACCUAUUAACAAAAAAUUAUCACAGAUAAUUCCAAAAUGUGCACAUUUGAAGUGUAUCUAUUCACUGGCCGGUGUCUAUGGAUCACAAGCAUUCUUUACCACUGCCUCAUUCUGUUCCAUAGCAGGAAUGAUACAGUAUCUUCAGUACUUUCUCAAUAUCUCAUGCAAUGAACCAUUAUCCUUUUUAUUUGGUCUAGUAACUAUACUACUUGGAGGAAUAUGCUCUCAUAAACUGGCAGAACUUAUCACGUACCGGGCGUUGGCCAAACUUGGUGAUAGGUAUAAGACCAUAGGGUUCACCAGACUACUUGUCUAUCCUAAUCAAAACCAUUUGUUAGAUAGUCAAAUGAUAAAUAAAGGAAAAAACAAACAUUUAGUGUCCAUUAGACCCACUAGGAGCGAAAUAAUUGGGUGCUCGAUUUCAACCCUUAUCGCAUUUUAUUCAUUUGGCGGAAAUUUAUACUCUUUCUCUCCCAGUUCAUUAUCUAAUCCUGGCGCAUUUUCAGUUCUAAAAAUUGCUAGUUUGGCUAAUGGACCUAAAUAUGCCUCUGCUAAGCAAAAAGGGAGCGUCCAGGUUGUGGGCAAGUUGUACGGUUGUCAUACUUGUGGCAAUCGUAAAGCAUCUAUGUAUAUCUCGGACCACCAACCACCCAAUGCAAUAGUUUCCAAGUACAAUGAACAAUUUUUCCCUAAGGUUUUGCACAAGAUUGGCCUCACUUGGUCCCCACCGCAGCAAUAUUUCUAUCCACACUGCAAAAAUUGCAGCCAGGCACAGGCACAAGCCAUGCAGACACAACGGCGCGUACUGAUUACACAUGCAACAGAACUGCGCGGUUACCAUUUGUGUGCCAUUAGUUACCUAUUUUCCCGAGCUUUACUACAAACUAGAUGGCAUCUAUUAUUCCAUAAUUAA